This is a messenger RNA of Pyrus x bretschneideri (Chinese white pear), 1243 nucleotides long. RefSeq lists its product as uncharacterized. The transcript has 6 exons. Bases 371 to 856 code for a protein of 161 amino acids. NCBI's taxonomy places the organism in Eukaryota, Viridiplantae, Streptophyta, Magnoliopsida, Rosales, Rosaceae. The record is from RefSeq and is a predicted model, not a curated record.
UAGUGAGGAAAACAGAAGGGCAAGUUCCAAAUCAUUUUUGAUGAGGAGAAACAAAUCUUUGGUUGCAUGAAAACGGAAGAGCGUUUCUUUUUCUUGGGGUGAUGAUGGCACAUGAGCGGCACUACAUGCAGUACCGUCUUUUAUACAGCAAGUGCCUAUAUAAAUUUUGAGUUUUGGAUACUCUGUGUGUCAUCAUCUUCACCCCGUGCUCUCUCUCAACUUUCUGUCUGAUUUCUUUCUUCCUCUGCAAAUCUUACCUGCUUUGUUUCUUCAACUGGGUUUUUUUCUUGGAAGCUGCUUUUUUGGAAAGUGUUUUUUUAUUCUGGAGUUGGCUCUUCUGGUUGACUUAGAGAAAGAGAGGAAGUAAAAAAUGGAGAGUAACAAUAAGAAGCCGGGCAAUUCAUGUUCCUCAUUGACUGCUGAUCUUUUUGGUACCAAGGAAUCUCCUCCCAAGUCUUCUACUGGGAUUUUUGCUUCCAUUUUCCCACCUCCAUCACAGGUGGUUGGGAGGAACUCUUCAAGCUCUGAGCUGACAGAAUAUUGGCAGCAGCAGUCCUUGAGAAAUCAUGCACGGAACACCAAGCAAGGUACUGCAGCUAUAAGUAGCGAAGGUGCACGCUAUAGCAUACCCAACAAGGACCGGAGUUCAGUCCUUCAGGAAGAAAGAGCAGAACCAUGUUAUCUAAGUUCAUCUAUUUACUAUGGUGGGCAAGAGGUGUAUUCCCAGUCCCCAAGGACCCAUGCCUCUGGAUCCUAUCCUAUAUUCAAGAAAGAUGCGGGAGAAGAUGAUCCAAAUGGAACCAACUCGAACAGUGCCGCCCGAGGAAAUUGGUGGCAAGGUUCGCUCUAUUAUUAGGAUUUUCCCUUCACUGUCCAUAUGAAUUCUUCAUCUAUUUUUCAAGGAAUUCACUGGGCCUGGGGUUUAAGUAUGCAAGUGUAAUAUAAAUAAGUGGCUGAUGUGCGCAUUGGUUGCAAAAGAUGCUGGACAGGAAGUGCAAGCUUUUAUGUCGGUAUGGUCAACUGUUUCAUUGGACUUUUUAUCAAGAAGAUGGUUUUCCGAAAAUGUAGUGUUCUUACCACCCUCCGCCGAACUAUGUUCUGUGUGUAGUUUGAAAGUUGUUUAUCCUGUUAAAUUAAAGCCCGUGGAGGACUCACGGGCGAAUGAUAUGAGCCCCUUGCUCUUUCAUUGUGAACAUAUAUGCUUGAAGUGACUACGGUUUCUUAUGAAAUGUGUUUUGUAUUA